AUGGGGGGAAGGGUCGGGGGAUCCCUCCGCCGCCAGCGCGUGGUCCCGGCCCCCUCCACCCGCCGUCUCGGCCGCGGCCAGCAGCCCCUGCACCCCGGAGGACGCUGACGGCCGCCGGGCGCGCCGCCCUAGCAUACGGACAGGGGGCGCUCCGAGCGGCCUGGGGCAACCCGGGCCACAGGGGCAGGAAAGUGAGGGCCCAGGUCGGCCCGGGCGUGCAGGGGCCCCGGGUUCGCGGCGGCAGCGGCAGCGAUAGAGGCUCUAGCAGCAGCGGGAGUGCCGGGUUGAGCCGGGAAGCCGAUGGCGGCGGCGGCGGCGGCUCCGAUUCCUCGCUGACUGACCGUCCGCCCUCCUGCAUUGAGCGCCAUGUUACCGAGCCAAGCUGGGGCCGCGGCGGCGCUGGGCCGGGGCUCGGCCCUGGGGGGCAGCCUGAACCGGACCCCGACGGGGCGGCCGGGAGGUGGCGGCGGCGGCGGCGGCGGCGGCGGCGGGACUCGCGGGGCUAACGGGGGCCGGGUUCCCGGGAACGGCGCGGGGCUCGGGCCGGGCCGCCUCGAGAGGGAGGCUGCAGCAGCAGCGACAACCACUCCGGCGCCCACCGCGGGGGCCCUCUACAGCGGCAGCGAGGGCGACUCGGAGUCGGGUGAGGAGGAGGAGCUGGGCGCGGAGCGGCGCGGCCUGAAGCGGAGCCUGAGCGAGAUGGAGCUCGGCGUGGUGGUCGGUGGGCCCGAGGCGGCGGCGGCGGCCACCGGGGGCUAUGGGCCGGUGAGCGGCGCGGUGAGCGGGGCCAAGCCGGGUAAGAAGACUCGGGGCCGCGUGAAGAUCAAGAUGGAGUUCAUCGACAACAAACUGCGGCGCUACACGACCUUCAGCAAGAGGAAGACGGGCAUCAUGAAGAAGGCCUAUGAGCUGUCCACGCUGACAGGGACACAGGUGCUGUUGCUGGUGGCCAGUGAAACAGGCCAUGUGUAUACCUUUGCCACCCGCAAACUGCAGCCAAUGAUCACCAGUGAGACUGGCAAGGCACUGAUUCAGACCUGCCUCAACUCGCCAGACUCUCCACCCCGUUCAGACCCCACCACAGACCAGAGAAUGAGUGCCACGGGCUUUGAAGAGACAGACCUCACCUACCAGGUGUCGGAGUCCGACAGCAGUGGGGAGACCAAGGACACACCGAAACCCGCGUUCACAGUCACCAACCUGCCGGGUACCACCUCCACCAUCCAAACAGCACCCAGCACCUCUACCACCAUGCAAGUCAGCAGCGGCCCCUCCUUCCCCAUCACGAACUAUCUGGCACCGGUGUCUGCUAGCGUCAGCCCCAGCGCUGUCAGCAGUGCCAACGGGACUGUGCUGAAGAGUACAGGCAGUGGCCCCGUCUCCUCCGGGGGCCUCAUGCAGCUGCCUACCAGCUUCACCCUCAUGCCCGGUGGGGCAGUGGCCCAGCAGGUCCCAGUGCAGGCCAUUCAGGUGCACCAGGCCCCACAGCAAGCGUCUCCCUCUCGCGACAGCAGCACAGACCUCACGCAGACCUCCUCCAGCGGGACAGUGACAUUGCCCGCCACCAUCAUGACGUCAUCUGUGCCCACAACUGUGGGCGGCCACAUGAUGUACCCUAGUCCCCACGCGGUGAUGUAUGCACCCACCUCGGGCUUGGCUGAUGGCAGCCUCACCGUGCUCAAUGCCUUCUCCCAGGCGCCAUCUACCAUGCAGGUGUCCCACAGCCAGGUCCAGGAGCAAGGCGGUGUCCCCCAGGUGUUCCUGACAGCGCCGUCUGGGACAGUGCAGAUCCCCGUUUCUGCAGUUCAGCUUCACCAGAUGGCUGUCAUAGGGCAGCAGGCUGGGAGCAGCAGCAACCUCACCGAGUUACAGGUGGUGAACCUGGACGCCGCCCACAACACCAAGAGUGACUGAUCCGCCCUGCCACCCUGGACAGAUGGCCCAAGGGAUGGCACCACUUAUUUAUUGUUGCCUUUUCACGUUUUCUUUACACACACGUUGACGGGCCGCAGAGGGGAGGCAGGGAGGAGGAGUGGGCAGCCGCGGGACUGAGCCCUCUCACUCCAGCCAAAGAAAUGGGCCAGCCUGCCCUCCACCCCGUCCUCCCUCACCCUCCCCUCCUAGCUCCACCUCCCGUUUUCUGUUGAUGGUGGGGCUGUCCUCCCUCCUCAGACUCCCCUUGCCAGCUUGGCUCCAUGUUUGCCAUGAGUAUUAGCUUAUCCAAUGGGACCGUGCCCCACCUUCCCACACACAGGCCUCUGUGGGACUAGGCACCGAGUUCCCCCUGAGGAAGCGGUUGGGGUCCUCUCCCGGCCUUGCUGACCCCAUGUCAGCCCUGUGUCUGUCACAGGCUGGGCAAAAAGAGCCCUACCCCUGCCCCUCAGGGAGCCACCUGGGGAGAUGGGGGCUUCCUCCCUCACGCCGCCGCCCCGUUGUCUCUGCAGCUCCCGAGAACUGGGCCUGUGCACAGAGCAGGUUCCUGGGGCCACCUGCCCUGCCCUGCCUUGCCAAUCCCCUUGGGACUCCAGGGACUCCUGGGUUGGAGGGAACCACCAGUGUUCCCUCUCACCCUGUCUUCCCCCCUCCCCCCCCCCCAGCUGCUUUACUUAAAGUUGAUUUUGAACUUUUUAUUUGAGGAGACGAAGU
Hyaena hyaena (striped hyena) is the source of this 2646-nucleotide messenger RNA. It is a transcript of the gene SRF, whose product is annotated as serum response factor. Bases 367 to 1914 code for a protein of 515 amino acids. NCBI's taxonomy places the organism in Eukaryota, Metazoa, Chordata, Mammalia, Carnivora, Hyaenidae. Gene Ontology annotation, molecular function: RNA polymerase II cis-regulatory region sequence-specific DNA binding; DNA-binding transcription factor activity, RNA polymerase II-specific; protein dimerization activity. The record is from RefSeq and is a predicted model, not a curated record. The transcript is spliced from 7 exons. Gene Ontology annotation, biological process: positive regulation of transcription by RNA polymerase II.